Molecule: messenger RNA, 615 nt
Organism: Nicotiana tabacum (common tobacco)
Lineage: Eukaryota; Viridiplantae; Streptophyta; Magnoliopsida; Solanales; Solanaceae
Source: RefSeq, a predicted model, not a curated record
CAACAGCACUAGACGAAAGAAAGCCCAAUAUAGGUCUAGAAUUAAAGUUAAAGAACUAUGAAGUUCUUAGCUGAUUUUCUGUCGUGUUAUAGUGGUUCUGAUAGUGAAAAUAGUCACAAAAUGGAGGCAUGUACUCUUGUUCAAGUGACAUGCAUAGAGGAAAACACAACCAGGGGCCGCAAAUUAGCUCGUAGAAAUUCAUUGUCAAAGGGACUGUGGCAGCCAUCGCUGUACACCAUUUCUGAAAAUGACAAUUCCUCAGCCAACAAAGCACAAGAAGGGAUCAAAGCCACCACCAAGAAGAUGAAAAACGUUGGAGCAAAAACCAAUUCUCAAGCUUGUGGUUAUUACCAUGAUCUCAGGGUACAAGCUCCGUUCCAGACAAAUAUUGUGGCACUAUCAGCGAUGACCUUCGUGUUUUAAUCUCCUUUUGCUAGUUACUCUCUUCAUGUCUUAGUGAGAACUGAGAAGUUCGUGUGCUUGUGUCAUGAUAAUUCAACCAAUGAGUGUAAUAUAUUUUUAUCUCUUAGUUUAUAAUAGAGAAACCAGGAGUGCAAUUAUUACUAUUACUAUAAUUAUCCGAUAAAAAGCCAGAGGAGCAAUUACUUAAUCAAA